UUUUCCUAAGAAAGAGGGCACUGUUCCUUUUUAAGUUGAGAGUACCCCAAACAGCCAACUUGGCUAGUUGGCCUAUAAAAAGAUCAUGACGGGCACCUUUCUUUCACCAGAAUAAGCCAUUCCUACUUCUCAUUUUCUCAUACCCACCACUGCUAGCUCUCUUUCUCGAGUCCCAGCAAAGGAAAGAAUGGAGUUCUCAACAUCCAGGCAUCCUUCCUGGCCUUUUCUCUUCACCUCACCUCUCCUUUUCCCCUUUCAAUUCACCCCAGAAAACUAUGUUCACUGGACAGAAACUCCAGAAGCCCACAUCUUCUCAGCUGACCUUCCGGGUUUGAGGAAAGAGGAAAUAAGGGUGGAAGUAGAGGACUCAAUAUACCUCAUCAUCAGAACAGAGGCGGCUGGUGAAUCAACAGAGCCUGCUAGGAUCUUCAUGAGGAAAUUCCGGCUUCCGGGCAUGGUCGAUAUUGACAAUAUCUCAGCUAUACACGAAGAUGGAAUCUUGACGGUGACGGUGCCAAGAAGGUUUGUGAGGAGAGGGUUUUAUAUAGAGCCAACCGACCUGCCGGAACGGCCAGAGCUUCUUGCAAGGGCAGCUUGAGUGUCUGCACUUUGCAGCAUGCAUGGUGUGGAAUCGAGAUAUAUCAUGUAUGGUAGCCAGCUAGGCACUAAAGGAUUGGGGGCAUUGGUUGUGCGCUGAUUGAAUUUGGAAAUUGUUCUUCCUGAAGUACUCAUUGAAUUAUGAUUUGUUACAAUUUAUUAGAACUAGCAAAUGAAACUUUCAGAUAGGUUUGCUGGAUUGACUAGGUGAAUAUCUAUUCUAACGAGUAUUGAGAAAAUGAAUAUCGUUGUUUUUGGCCUUC
Malania oleifera is the source of this 860-nucleotide messenger RNA. RefSeq names its product 15.4 kDa class V heat shock protein. The record is from RefSeq and is a predicted model, not a curated record. Lineage: Eukaryota; Viridiplantae; Streptophyta; Magnoliopsida; Santalales; Ximeniaceae. Bases 188 to 598 code for a protein of 136 amino acids. The transcript has 2 exons. Gene Ontology annotation, biological process: response to hydrogen peroxide; response to salt stress; protein folding.